Necator americanus (New World hookworm) is the source of this 966-nucleotide messenger RNA. RefSeq lists its product as uncharacterized. The transcript is spliced from 8 exons. The record is from RefSeq and is a predicted model, not a curated record. Gene Ontology annotation, biological process: response to unfolded protein. NCBI's taxonomy places the organism in Eukaryota, Metazoa, Nematoda, Chromadorea, Rhabditida, Ancylostomatidae. Gene Ontology annotation, cellular component: membrane. The coding region runs from base 1 to 966 and encodes 321 amino acids. Gene Ontology annotation, molecular function: ubiquitin protein ligase binding.
AUGGUGUCCUCUGGUCCGUUGCUCGGAGAUGCGGGCUCGCUUCCACCAUUAUGUCAAGGAUUCUGUGGUCGUUAUAUGCUACCUAUCGGGAACGACAGCAGCUCAGAGCCUCUCUGGUCACAGUGUGGACCGUGCAAGUGGGGAAGUGGUGCGGUAGACCAUCGUGUAUGCACUCCAUGUGAAUCAGAGUUGUCUGCAUACGAUUGGCUGUUUCUGAUUUUUAUGGCUAUUCUUCCUCUCCUCGUCCACUGCUUUUGUGUGCAUUGGCAUACACCGAAGAAAACGUCCCGUGUACAUGAGUUGUGCGAACAUCUCUGUUGUGUCCUUGAAUGUAUUGCUGCUUCCAUUGCCACUGUGCUAGUAUUCCCACCACGACUUUCGUUCAAAUUAUGGGGUUGUGCAAGGUCGAAUAUCAAAGAGUGGUACCCCGAAUUGUAUAACCCCAUCAUCAAUCAUGUGAAACCCAUGCGCUGUUCCUAUGAAGUGGUUUUUCCUUUGUACUCCCUGCCGUUUAUCUACCUGCUUUUUCUACUGUGUGCGAUAUUGGUGUUUCGCUCAUUCCUGUAUCUUGUGGUUCUGAAGCGAAAAAGAGAUGCUAAAGCAUAUUAUUACGCAUUAUUAUCAGUACCCAAAGUUGCUGUUAUUCAUGCACUUCUGGCGGGCGUAUUGUACCAGUCUUAUCCGUAUAUUGUGAUGUUGUGGAGCCUGUGUGCAAACGCGAUACAUUUGGCUGCCGAAGGCAAAGUCUCAAUGAAGGAAAUAGCGAAGAUCGUGUGCACUUCUCCCAUGCACAUUGCUAUGCUAACGGUGAACAUGUCCUUGUUGGCAUUUGCUCUGCUGGCCAUCUCAGUGCAGAAGGACUCGGCUGUAAGCUUCUUCUCGCUUUUGCUCGUCCCGGUGCCACCAUUAUUUUACAUCUUAACUAUUGGGAUAAGUCACCCCAGUGUAUUAUCAGAGGAACAUUAA